Messenger RNA from Vanessa atalanta (red admiral), 4001 nucleotides. It is a transcript of the gene tum, whose product is annotated as rac GTPase-activating protein 1. NCBI's taxonomy places the organism in Eukaryota, Metazoa, Arthropoda, Insecta, Lepidoptera, Nymphalidae. Bases 196 to 2001 code for a protein of 601 amino acids. Gene Ontology annotation, biological process: signal transduction. The record is from RefSeq and is a predicted model, not a curated record. The transcript has 13 exons.
UAAAGUUGUCAACCGACAGAUGGUCGUUAUUUGAAAUUUUAGCAUCGUCGAUUCAAUGUCUGAAAACUGUUAUGAGAAUUUGAAAGUGUAAUUAGAUAAUUAUAUUUAUAAAUGAAAGUGAAAUGUGAUUAAUGUUUAUAUCUUAAGAAUAUUUUGUGUUAUUUUGCGACCAAAAGUCAAGAUAUUUCGAUAAAAAUGAGUACAGACAAUUCAGAUACGGGUGCAGGCAUCGCCCUCUCGUUAGUUGCCCAAUUCGAUGAUAUCAAUCGCUUAAAUAGUGUUUUAAACGAUGGAGCUUCGGAAGAAUGUUUCCUGGCAUUUGUUAAGCAAAUGGAAUGGGUUCGCACCCAAUGGGCGUCAGCUGAGGCGGAAGCCGCCCGACUCCAGACCGAACUAGAUGAGGCUUUGAGAACAUUGGCAAAGUGGGAAGCAAAAUUUGCUCAUGUGCGAAAACUUUUGGAUGGAGAGAAAAGAGAAAGAAACAUAGUCAUGAAGAAAUAUAAUGAAUUGAGCAAGCUACUCGAUAUGGCCAGAGACUUGCUGUUCAAUGACAAUAGAGCUAAGUUGAAUAAUGAAACACUUCAAAAGCUAGCUUUUCUCAAUGGGACUGCACAACAAGAUCAUAAUGCGAAAUUGAGUGGAGUGCCAGAGCUUAAUUCUACUGGAACAUUGUUAUCAGAGAUGUCAUACUCUCGCUCUGAAGAUGAUCUUGACUUAUCGCUAGCAUCAACUCGACGUUCAUGGGUACAACGUGGUGGAUGGACUGCAAGAGAAAACCCCCCUGCUAAUAAGAAACGUCGCUCUUCUACAUCAUCUGCAACUAAGACGGUUGAGCUGCAAGGUGGAAAGGUGCUGGCCACCGCCACGACUACCUUGACUCUUGAGCGUGCUCCCACUACACACGAUCUCAAACCGCCGCAGAACUUCCAACCAAUAUCAGAAAGUAGCGAUGAGGGUCCCCCAGCUCGAAAAUCAGCUACUCGUCUCUCCGGUCGCAGUGUACCCAAGCAAGAGUGUAUGCCUUCAGCCCCACCGAUAAGUGAAUCUGAAAGUGCACCAGACACCCCCCGAGCACCGCCUCAGCGCACGCCUUCAGUAGUCUCAGCUGCCUAUGGUGGUUCCCCUCGGGUGAGACCGAGGCAGCACAAUUUCGUCGCAAAGAACUUUUAUAAGCGGGAAACUUGUGGACCUUGUGGGAAAACAAUCAAGUUCGCGAAGGUCGGCGUGAAGUGCGAGCAGUGCCGUGCGCAAGCGCAUCCCGAGUGUCGCUCGCUGCUGCCGCUGCCCUGCGUGCCGCCCGGCCGAGCGCACAGCGCGCAGGAGGGCAGUAUAGCCGACUUCGCUCCGUCUACACCCCCCAUGGUGCCUGCGCUGUUGGUACACUGCAUCAACGAGGUGGAGAAGAGAGGUUUAAACGAGCGGGGCAUAUACCGCAUAAGUGCGGUGGAUAAAGAUGUUAAACGAUUAAAGGAACGCUUCCUGCGCGGUUGCGGCUCGCCCCAACUGUCAACCGAAGACAUCCACAUAGUCUGCGGAUGUAUUAAGGAAUUUUUAAGAUCACUCCGAGAGCCUCUUGUGUCAAGUGCCCUCUGGACUGAUUUCAUGGAUGCUGCUAAGCUAUCAGAACCUACAGAUGCGACUGCAUCAGUCGUACAGGCGGUGAGCCAACUGCCCCAACCCAAUCGGGACACAUUGGCUUUCUUAGUGCUACAUUUGCAAAAAGUAGCCGAAAGUCCUGAUUGCGAAAUGGGUAUAGACAACUUGGCGAAGAUCUUUGGUCCGACGGUUGUCGGCUACGGGAUGAUGACUCAGGCUGCAGAGAUGUAUACCGCCACUACGCAAAUGGUCAACGUGAUGCAGCUGCUGCUGCGGCUGCCGGGCGACUACUGGGCGCAGUGGGCGUGCGCGCCCGCGUCGCCGCCGCCCGCGCGCCCGCGGGGGUUCUUCUUCUCGCCGCACGACACCGGUAUUUCGAGAAAGAAGAGAAACUACUUCCAGUGACAUUGGAAAUAUUUUUUAAUUAUUAAUAGCAUAAGAAAGUUUCAAUUCAGUUUGUUCAUUUAAGGAACAGUUAUGUUAACCAUUGUAUGUUAUCGUGCUCUAAUUUAUAUAUUAAAUUAUAUAUACUUUAGUACUGUUGCUUAUAUAUUUAUAAAAAAAUUACGUAGUAUAAAUAUAGUAACUACUUUUGAUAAAAUAAAUUUAGGACAAGUUUUUUUUUUUUAAAUUAUAAUAUGGCUAAGGUCUAAUGUAGCAACUUUUCUAAGCUACGUUUCUUGGUAAUAAAAAAUGAGCUAAACUAUAUAAUUUUGUAUGUAUUUAGAAUUGGAUAUCUAACGAUUUAUGUAUAUAGGUCUCAAAAGCACUUGAUACAAUAAUAUACAAGUUUCAAUUUUAAAUCCUACAUUUUGCUAUUGGAAUAUUGUGCCAACUUCAUGUAGAUGUGCAGAUAUUAUUAUUGGGAAUAAAUCCGGAGAGUGGUAAAUUAUUGUUAUUUUCACUGUUCUACAACUAUUUGGAGCGAAUCGUACGUCGACAAACACAGGCAGUAGGCGUGUACAAGACGAAUUAAAUAAAAAUUGCGUAGUUUUCAUUAUCGUUCAAAAACUGAAUAUUACUAAUGUUUUAUUAGUACAAUAUUGAUAUCUUGUCUCUACUUUUCCAUAGUACCUAAUUCGUAGAGUUACUUUUAAAUUUUAUGUUCAUAUUAAAUUUUUAAAUAAAAAUGAAAAAAAUGAAUACAAGUCAAUCUUAAGCCCUUUAUAAUAAAUUACAAAACCUUCGACGCUUUUCAGUAUGAACUUUGAUCGGAAUGUUUUAACAAAAACUAUUCUUAAAUUAAUACUUUUUCGUAACUGUUCGGUUAUUUAAACGAUGUAGAAAAUAUUCUAAUUUCAUAUACUAGGAUAUCAUUCAUAUUAUGUUUAAUUUUCUCCUUUUCAAGCAGUACUUAAUUUUGUUUUUGUUUUAUAUUAGUUGGGUAUUUAGUUGUAAGUAAUUUAGUUAAUAUUAUCUAUUGUAGACAUUAUAAACCUUAUUAUUACUAGCAUUAAGUUCAUUAUACGUGUCUGCCUUUUUAGUUAUCCUAUUCAAGUUUAUAUAUUGACAUUGUAACUAGGGUCGAAGAGAUUAAUAAUCGUGUCAAAACAAUUCAUUUAUCUUUGAGUUAGUUUGUAAUAUUUAUUACACCAAUGUAUUUUCUAUCGCGAUUAUUGUUUACAAAAAUCUUUAAAAAAUGAUUUUAAUUUAUGUUACUAUGUUCGAUUAUUAUACGAAAUAUAUUUAAAACAAAUUUAAAUAUUUGUCUAUUAAUAAUAGCCUAUAUAAAUAUAUAAUUUUUUUUUUUUAAUAAGCUUCUUAAGUAAACAAAAAAAAGCAUAACAACUAAUAAUUUUCUAUAUUAGUAACCCUAGCUACUAUGUCACUGUCAAAUUAUAGUAAUCUCAUACUUUAAAUUAUAUUGAUAUAUUCGGAUUUUAAUCGCGAUCGUACUUCUAUUAUUUUGUAAGGCGACAAAGAGUUACGAUUGAUGUUAAAACCCAAAUAUAAUAUGAUAAAUAUGUAGUAAGUAUGUAUACAUAGCUAAAGUUUAAAAUGUACAAGUAUAAUAAUUAUUUUCCGUUGUCGUGACGUCAAGCCACCGCCUAAGACGGUUAUUUAGAAGUUUUUUUUUUUUUUUUGGCCCGCCGCACUUUCUUUUGCUUCAAUUAAAUUUUAAUUAUAUCGUUUUCGAAAUUGAUACAUUUAAAAUUGUAAGUAACAUUUUUGGAUUUGUAAAUUUUAUCAAAAUUAUUUUUUUUCAGUGCGUUCGGGUUUCUUUUGUAAAUAUAUUAUUUGUACUUAAUGUCGUUUACACCCCAUUCACUUCUAACCUAUUCAAAUUGAUUUGUGUGACUUUUAUUUUUGUGUAGUAGAAGUCUUUUUUUUUUAAUGUAAACAUUAAACAUUAAAAAUGUUACUACGUUCUUAAAAGUAGUACCAUAAUUACUUUUUUUUAAUAA